GAAGUUUCCUUGUUUUUAUUAUGUGUAUUUUAUUGAUGCGUGUAUGGAAAACAGUUCUGUAGCAGCAUUAUUAAAUAUUGAUCGUUAUAAUUCCAGCAAUGUCAUAAUCAGCGUGUUUGGAAGAUUGAAAUUAAAUUGACAUCAAACAACUGGCUUUUCGAAGAAAUAUAAAGAUGCGCAAAUCAUCUAACUUGCGGCAAUCUCUCGCGAGUGCUCAGUCUAAUGAAGCGAGCAAUGAGAGUAGUCCAGCGACUAUGACGAUAAAAACUCGGCGUGUUAGCUUUGCCAACAAAAAACAUGUCAAAGAAUUUUGUGAUUCGGUGGAACAAGGUACACUGUGGGAUAAUACCUACGAGGAAACUGAUUCGAGCCAAAUAAAGAACAGCCACAAUUCAAAUAACUGUGAGCAAACAAAUGUUGGAGAACAAGGUUCUGAACCAUUGAAUCAAUAUGGCAAUAAAUCUGUACAGCCGUUCCCACAGAUUGGUGACUCUAAUGUUAUUCAACAAGGAUCGCCAUUUAAUAUUGAUACUGAACUCGAAAGGGUGGAAAGGACAGUGAAAAAAUGGGAAGAUAUGAGACAUACAUCGGUGAGUGGAAUAGGUAGUUCACCUGAAACUCGCAAUACAAAAAAGUUCAAUGAUAUUUUGAAAGAUACUUCAACCGAAAUGGAUGAAACAGCACCAGUCUCCUCACUUUUGCAAUCAGCAGCCAACGAUUCAAAUUUGCUGUCUAAUAGGGAGGGCACUAACGAAUCGCUUGAAAAAGUAACAAUUUACCAUGAUAUAUCUAUGGAUUUUACCAGAGCCGCACACCAUGUUUCGAACUUUGAGAAGCAUCAAAAUAUACUUUAUGAUCAAGGAAAUACAACCAAAACAGCAAUAUUCCGAGACGAACCAAUGGAUUUUACUGAAGCUGUUUGCAAUGCUGCAGAACGUGAUGAUCAUCGGAAUAUGAUUUACGAAAAAGAAAACAUCACGAAAACAACGAUUUUUCGUGACAAAUCAAUGGAUUUUACUGAAGUUGUUUGCAAUGCUGCAGAACGUGACGAUCAUCGGAAUAUGAUUUACGAAAAAGAAAACAUCACGAAAACAACGAUUUUUCGUGACAAAUCAAUGGAUUUUACUGAAGUCGUCCACAGUGUUCCGAAACUUGAUGGGUAUCGAAAUGUGAUUUAUGAGAAUGAAAAUACCACCAAGACAACGAUUUUUCAUGAUGAAUCAAUGGAUUUUACUAAAGUCGUACGCAAUGUUUCGGAAAUUCAUGGGCAUCGAAAUAUGAUUUAUGAAAAAGAAAAUCCAGAAAAAACAACAAUCUUUCAUGAUAAAUCAGUGGAUUUUACUGAAGUCGUCGCGUCCAACGUGCCGAGUUUUGAGAAGCAUCAAAGUGUCAUUCGUAAUAAAGAAAAUACCGAAAAAACAAUGAUCUUUCAUGAUGAAUCUGUGGAUUUCACUGGCGCGAUACAAAAUCGAAAAUUAAUGAAUAUCUCUGAAAAUUCAAAUACUCUUCUCGCUUCGCCUCAGUCCAAAGAAGAUUCGAUUGCAGAUUUCUCUACCGCAACGAAUUGUCAAAAUGUAAAUAUGCUAGAAGCCACACAAAAAACUAAAGUUUUUCCUGACGAUUCAAUGGAAUUCACCGCUGCAGUCUCUUCUCAAAUCGCACCAGAAAAUCAUGAAAAUUAUCGAUUUCUUGGUCCAGUGCAUUUGGAAGAUAAAGAAAAUAUUCCUCAAAAAAAUUCAGUUUUGUUGGACGAAGAACAUUGUCCCGUAGAUAAGGAGAAUUAUUUCCCAGGUCAUACAAAAAUGUGUUCUCGAGGCACUGAAAUUCGAAAGCCUCGGAUCAAAAGUAUUCAAAUUCUCAAAUUUCCGGACUCGGAGCAUUGUAAACAAGUGUAUAAAGAUUCGAGUAAAUCUCGAGAAACAUGCUGUUCCGGUGAUUUGGCAGACAUGAGUGGGAUUAAACCUUUAUCUAGAGUACACGAGCAUCCAACUUCCAAUAUAGUUCGGUCUGAAAAUAGUGAAAAAAGAGGUAGCGCGAUGCUCACGAGCGAUGAAAUGGAAUUUACAUCGCCAAUACCAACAUCUAUCCUUAAAUCGCAUUCCAAUUUUGAGAAUAUUGAAGUGGGAGGAAUCGGAGUGGAAAAAAACCAAGAAAGUAACAACGAUAUUAGCAAUAAAAAGGAAUUUUUACCUUCAGGAAUGUAUGUGAUGAGAAAACGUUCACCCGACAAUGUUUCCGGAAUGAGUGCUAAACCUUUGUCGCCCGGAAUUCAAAUGUCGUUGGAAAAAAAUGCACAAAUGAAUCCUGAAUCAAUCAUUAUUGGGAAUGAGAACAUGGAGCUAACUGUAAUUGAGAGUUCACCUUCAAAAUACGAUCUUGAUUUUUCGGAUAAAUUACUAGAGAAAAGGCAUUUUUCGCAGGUUUGUCCCAACUUUGAUAUCAGUGACGUUCCACCGUUUUGCUCAGAAAACGAUCAUGAAAACUUCGACGAACAAAUGCCAACUGCAGAUUUGUAUUCGAGGAAAGAAGCGUCAUUCGUUUCUACUGAGAACAUGAGUACUAAGUCGAGUAAUUCUCUACUUUCUGCUUCCGAAAGUUUCGAUAAAUUACAUUCUGCUGCUAUAAAAUUACAUGAAAAUGAGGAGUUAUCCUUGCAAAAUGAAACUUGUAACGUUUCCAUGUCCAUCGAGAAUGUUGAUCAGCAAAAUAAUGAAAAUAUAAUGACUACGAAAAUCAAUCAAAGCUGUUCGAAUGGCCAUAUGGUAGUUCAAGACAUCGAUGGCAGUUAUCUUAUUUUGGGAUGUUCAGUUUCGGAUGCGUCAAUAGCGACUGAAGUUUCGAAUCCACACAUCAAUUCUUCUGAAUCGAAGGAAGUAGGAAAUCCAGGCAGAUUAAUCGUGGAACGUGAACCGCUCAAACCUGAUUCUUUUAGCAUCUUGAAAGAAACUAUUGAAAAUUUAUCAAAAAGGUCAGAGACCAUCUGGAGCAUAAAACGAAUGGACGAAAAAGUUGUGGCUUUUAAUUUUUUGUCCAAAGCAAUCGUCCUUGUGGUUCGGUUAGAGCAAAUCUCAGAUCCAGAGGUCACAGGAACUAUCAAACGUAUUGAAUUCUUAUCACAAUUGGUUAGAAAGGAAGCAGAUCCCGGCUUAACGUUGACUCACGAUUUGGUGCUGGGAGAACUGGACGCUGCUUCUUUGUCGCAAUUAUUUAAAACAUACGAGGAAAUACCUCAGUUAUUGGAAGACGUGUCGAGCCGUGUGAAAGUGGGAAUGGAGUUCCAGUUUUCGCUAGAUCAUUUGCGAAACCAUAACGUAAUGGAAUUCGAAGGGAAUCGAUUAACUUUUCUCGCUGACACCAGAGAUAUAAAAGGAGGGAUUAUGGUGAACGUUAUUAUAGAAAUGAAACAGUUCAAAGAAAUAAAUCCCAACGACAUAACCGUUGUAUGUUUGCUGGGAGGUGAAAAAAUCAAGAAAUCGGAUAUUCAACAAUUAGUCAUGAACAUAAAAAGAGAUCAACAUUUCCUUCAGCUGUACAUGAACGAUGUGCAGCAUUAUCUUGAUUUGUCAGAGGAAACGGGCGCUCGAACUGCAAUUGUAUAAAUUGUCAAACCACUCAACGUGCCAUCGUUUUAUUGAGAAAUUAUAAUCUACUAUAAAAUUUCCAUAAUUUGUAAAGAAACCACGAAAUACGAGAUGAGAAGCAAAACAUACUGUCAGUGUGCGAAAGUUGGACCAUCGAAAAAUGCAUUGGCUCAAUGAAAUCAUACCUACAGACCUAGUACAAGGUUGAAGAUGAACGACUUACGUGUGCAGCUUGAUAAAUAAGAGCGCACAUGACCAUCGAAUUGGUCACUAACAUCCAAAGGACUAUGGACGAUGCGAUAACGUUCGGAGUUGCCCACAAAUUUGGGUAUGAUCCCGGAUAGGGUAGAAUGAAUUUAAAGACAUCGACUCCACGAGUCAGUUGAAUUAUUAUGAAUAUUAUUGGUGUGAUCAAAUACAUUCUGACUGCCAUAUAUGAUAUUGUCGAGAGAAUCAACGAGGGUCGAUAAAACGACAGCAGAGGUGAUAGUAGAAUGGGACGCAGUUCAAUAUCAUUCAGAUCCGAAUCAAAUGUUGUUCCGAGCUCGAUAUGAAGUUCGACCAGACGUUCUCGAUAAUACGUCAAACAAGACAUCUUUACAACAAUCAUUUUCAUUCACGAAAAUUUUCAACUGCGACAAUAUCCCUCGUUCAAAUGGUGCAACUACUUUGUAUAAAAAAUUCGGAAUUCUCGCUCGUUUUUUAUAUAAAAAUCAGCUUUCUCAUUCGAAUAUGAUGUUUUCGGGCAUCAAUUUUUUUAUAGCUCGAUCAUCCGAUUUUCAGAAAAGAAAUUUUUUCUUUCUAUCUACAACGAACUUGGAAUAAUUGAAAAAUCCAUACCCCUCAAUACACGUUUUCGGCAUCUAUGAAAUCAUCGAACUGGCCCAUUUUUUCAUUCACAAUAUAAAGUUUCAACGAAGCGUUCUUGCACCAUUUGCACAGUCAGAGGAGAGCACACCGAAACUUGAAAAAGCAGAAUAGUGAACAACUUUUUAUUACUUUUUGUAUGACGGUGAGGAAACUUAGGGCUGCACUGAAUCCUUUGAAAAAUGAAGAGAGACUCGCAAUGUGUUGAUAGGAAAAAUUGAGUAAGGCACAGCUCAUGACAAGUGCAGCCGAAUCGUGAAUAACGAUGACCGUUCGAUAAAGAGUACUGGGAUUUGUGCUUGGCCACAACCCGGUGAAGAGUAAAAGUCGUUUUAUGAUGUACGACUGAUAUUUCUCGAAUUGAUUUAACAUUUUCAGAUUUUACACGAGAAAAUCUAAUUCGCAGAAAAUCAUCAGACACUGAGCAUCGUCGGGAGGAAAUAAUGGCAGAAUCUAGUUUCCGUAACAAAAUAUGCGUCAAUGAAAUUUUACCUCGGAGGGAUCAUUUUGAACCAAGAAUUUCCGCUCGCCUUUCUUCAUUAUUCAUCCGAUAAUAUACGAUAAUGAACCCGCUGUAUUUUGCAGAUGAUACGGGAGCUCGAGAACUUACCACGAAGCAUUGAGUUUCGAUCGAUCAACGCUUAUGCUUUAUGCUCUCUAGUACUUUGCACUCGAAUUGCAAUUCGGAUGUCAUCGACCGUCAUUACCGGAAGGGACUCGAUGGGAGGCAAUUACGAAGAAAAAGGUGGUCAUUAAAAAAAAUCCAGACUCGACGUGAAUAUUUACAAGUUCAUCAGAUCAGCUAUCAGAGGAGGUCACUGUCCGCGACGUUUUUUUAUCGAGCCGAGCUCCCAGACUCUCUCGAAUGACGUUUCGAACAACACUGCCACGUUCCAAAAAUUCCUCACUUCGCUCAACCUCAAUGCGGUUUUCAAGGAACAUAUCAAUGGAUUCGCAUCUUCAUCGGAUGAGGAUCGUUAGGAAACUCAGAGCCGAACCAAAUCCUUUGAAGAAAAGAGGGAGAGUUUCGAUAUGUUGAUAGGCAAAAUUGAGUAAAGCACAGCACGUCAGAAAUGAAGCAAAACCAUGAACAACGGUGACCAGUCGAUAAAACGUACUCGGUCUCCUGCUUGGCCACAACCCUGUGAAGAGCAGCAGUCGUUUUAUGGUAUUAGCGUACAAACGAUACGUCUUCCAUUGAUCCCGCAUAUUCAGACUUUAUACGCGAAUUUUUAUUUCCGUCAAAUGUCUCGAGCAUUCACCGAACAACGUGGGGACAUGCAAAUUGAUGGAAGAAUUAAAUUCACGUAACCGAGAGAGCUUAUACGAGGAAUGAAAUUGCACGCUGAAAAAUUCACUCUUCGAGCGAAGACUUUAUGCGCAUCUUCAUUUAUUAUCAACAACGUAAUACCCAAUAAUAACCAUACUUUUCAAACGACGCAAAUUUUUCAGCGUACCUUCACUCGUUCGCGGCGAUCUCUAUAUUGAUUAAUAAUUACGUUUCCCCUCUCCAAUAUUCGUCAGUCGAAUUGCAAUUCGGUUUUCACAGAUCAGUCUCAAUUUCAAGAGUUCGUCGUCGCAUAAUUAUGAAAACAGCAUGGUCAUAAAAAAAUACCCUUGCUGAAAGUGAGGGCUCUAAAAUUCGAGUGGUUGCACGCAAAUUUUUUAUUCUCAAUUGUUCAGCAAAAGGUCUUCAACCUUUCUGCCCGCUACGCGAAGGGUUAUUUAGGCUCGUGCAUUUCUUUCGUAGUUUUUCACUCACGGGCCGCCAGGUGAUACCCUGCCCUAAGAGAAAUACAAAGUGGUGGCAAUUAUUCGCGACCACCCUACCUCCAACUUAUGUCUUUGAUAAUUCUCUCCCAAAAAAAGGCUUCGAAGGUAUAACCGUUCGGUCACAGGAAUAAUUCUACGCGUGUGCUUUCGUAGCGUUUUUCUCGCUUUCCAUUUUCUUUGUUCUUUUUGUACAAUACCGUAUGCACCGAAUUCUUAUGCACUUUGUAAUUAUUCUACUUCCAUACCUCCAACAUUUUCUUACACUCCCGUAAAAGCCUUCCAACGCGCCGCCAUUCGGUUUCAAGAAUAAUUUAGCACGCAAUAUUGCAUGCGCAGAGUCUUUUACGUGUUUUUGUCUUAUUUUCUAUUUCGUAGUUUCUUUUUUUGCUACGAAGAUGUACAAGAAAUUUUCAAGUGGUGUCCGAUUGUCGCCAACUCGUUCGAACGGCAUCCAAUUGUCAGUGUGCUGUUUUUCGAGCGGGUUCACCGUCCUCUUCGCUCGGUGUCGAGACGAGAAAUUCCAUUUUCUAUCGAACUACGCUCCCGAUAACAUCACGGAUGCUCCGCAGUCAGGCCUGUAUGACUAAAUCAAAGUGUAAACAUCAAGACUGAUAUUUGAGGAUCUAUGUUCUCGUCCGAUCAGGUGAGACCCGCCGUACAACUUUCUUACCCCUCGUUGACGUCAUUUGCGGAAUGAAGCACUUGCUCCACCCUUGACUCUUGGUCAACAGAAAUUUUUCUAUAAGUUGAUGAAUUCGACGAAACGAGAAUGAGGAUAAAAUAACAAUAAUUUAUCCCAUGAAAAAAACCUUCAAAAAAACAUUAUUUUGAAGAAUUUUUUUUGUAAUGCAGCAUAUGUGAAACGUGCGCAACAUUGAAAGAAAACUUCUUGAUGUAUGAAAUAAAGUUAACGAAGUGACUCCAUUUGUACA
This is a messenger RNA of Venturia canescens, 7153 nucleotides long. RefSeq lists its product as uncharacterized. The transcript has 11 exons. The record is from RefSeq and is a predicted model, not a curated record. Bases 174 to 3599 code for a protein of 1141 amino acids. NCBI's taxonomy places the organism in Eukaryota, Metazoa, Arthropoda, Insecta, Hymenoptera, Ichneumonidae.